This is a messenger RNA of Coregonus clupeaformis (lake whitefish), 5413 nucleotides long. Its product is annotated as neuronal cell adhesion molecule. Gene Ontology annotation, biological process: cell-cell adhesion; brain development; axon guidance. Lineage: Eukaryota; Metazoa; Chordata; Actinopteri; Salmoniformes; Salmonidae. Gene Ontology annotation, molecular function: cell-cell adhesion mediator activity. Gene Ontology annotation, cellular component: plasma membrane; axon. The transcript is spliced from 28 exons. Bases 461 to 3988 code for a protein of 1175 amino acids. The record is from RefSeq and is a predicted model, not a curated record.
GUUCAUCUCCAUAGUAAUUCAUCUGUGGGACUACUUCCUGAUGGAAGGAUCCUGUUGUGUUCAUCUCCAUAGUAAUUUAUCUGUAGUACUAUUGCAUUUAUUUCCUGGUGUGUGAAUCAUUCCACCUCAGCCUGGGGAGGCAGGCAGCCUUAAGAUGCAUUAACAUAGAAAUCAGAUCCUCUAGCACUGUGUGACUGGCGUAAUGAACAUCACUACUCUGGCUUAGGUACUGAAUUUGCAUUAAUGGUCUGAAGUCAUUCUCAGCAGUCAGAGUGUGUGGAUACAUCCAACUGCAGGAUAAACCCUUUUGAUUGGAUCCCCACAGCUGACUGGCUGGUGUGGUGGAUGCCCUGCUUGUCCCUCACAUAGUCCUGAUUGUGGAGAGCUCUGACCAGGGGGAGGCCUUUAAACGUAACACGCCGGACCAGGGGGGAGGCCUUUUAACCUGACACGCCGGACCAUGGACAGGAAGAGGAAAUGGGUGCUGAGCAGCGGUGCUUUGCUGGUGAUAUUCCUUGGUCACAUGACCACAGCCUUAGAAGUGCCUCUUGACCCUAAGGUUCUGGAAGGAUUACCACAGCCCCCCACUAUAACCCACCAAUCCCCUAAGGAUUUCAUCAUCGACCCUCGGGAGAACAUCCUCAUCUACUGUGAGGCCAAAGGGAAGCCGCAUCCCAGCUUUUCCUGGACACGGAAUGGGACGCAUUUUGACGUGGAGAAGGACUCUAAGGUGUUGAUGAAGCCGAGCUCAGGGACGCUGGUCAUAGACAUCAGUGGGGAGAAGGCUGAGGCCUACGAGGGGGUCUACCAGUGUACCGCACGCAACGAGCGCGGGACCGCUGUUUCCAACAACAUCAUCAUCAGACAGUCCAGGUCCCCCUUGUGGUCGAAGGAGAGGAACGAGGCAAUCAUGGUGCAGGUGGGGGUGUCUCUGGUCCUGCGGUGCCGACCCCCUGCAGGCCUGCCUCCUCCCAUCAUCUUCUGGAUGGACAACAACUUCCAGCGCCUACCUCAGAACACACGUGUGUCCCAGGCGUUAAACGGGGACCUGUACUUCUCUAACGUCCUAUUGGAUGACACCAGGAACGACUACAUCUGUUAUGCCCGCUUCCCCCACACACAGACCAUUCAGCAGAAACAACCCAUCACUGUCAAAGUCCUGGACAACAGUCCAUCGGGGGAGCGGCGACCCACCUUCAUGGCUCCUCUUGGGAAGAGCAGCACCCAGAUGGCCCUGAGAGGAGGGGUUCUGGAGCUGGAGUGUAUCGCUGAAGGACUCCCGACUCCGGAGGUGUCCUGGUAUAAGGAGAGUGGCGACCUUCCUAGCAGCCGGAUGUCCUUCCACAACUUCCAGAAGACGUUGAAGAUCGCAGACGUGAUGGAGGCGGACGCUGGGGACUACCGCUGCACCGCCAAGAACAGCCUAGGCUCCGCCCACCACAUCAUCAAAGUCAACGUCAAAGCGGCUCCGUUCUGGAUCAGUGCCCCCAGGAACCUGAUACUGGCCCCCAUGGAGACGGGCAUCCUCACCUGCAGGGUCAAUGGAGACCCCAAGCCCAAAAUCACAUGGUCCGUCAACGGAGUCCCCAUCGAAAACUCUCCGAAGGACGUGAGUCGGAAGGUGGAGGACGACACAGUGAUUCUGAGCGACGUCCAGACCGGCUCCAGCGCUGUCUACCAGUGCAACGCCUCCAAUGAGUUUGGCUACCUGCUGGCUAAUGCUUUUGUCAAUGUGCUUGCCGAAGCACCAAGGGUGCUGACUCCCCCCAACAAUGUGUACCAGGUCAUCACCAACAAUCCUGCUUUACUGGACUGUGCCUCGUUCGGCUCACCCAUACCAACCAUCACAUGGUUUAAGGACAGCCAGACUAGUAUCCUGAAUAGAGACCCAUAUAUGAUCCAUAAUAACGGUACCUUAGAGAUCAACGUAGCCCAGCCCCUGAACAGUGGCAAGUACACCUGUAUAGCCUCCAACAACCUGGGAACAAAGGAGAACCAUGUCUACCUAGAGGUCAAAGAGCCGACGAGGAUCCUGGCCCAGCCAGAGUACAUGGUGGUCCAGAGGAACAGGAAGGCAGUGUUUGAGUGUAAAGUAAAACACGACCCCACCCUCAUCCCCACCAUGACCUGGCUCAAAGACAACGGAGAGCUGCCUGACGACGAGCGGUUCGUGGUGGACACUGACAGUCUGACCAUCAAAGACGUGACAGAGGGGGACGAGGGAAUCUACACCUGUGUCAUGAACACCACCCUGGACCAGGACUCAGCUAGCGCCAUGCUCACUGUCGUUGAGGCUACUCCAACUCCUGCUAUUGUCUACGAGGAACCGGACCCUCCUACAGACCUGGAGCUGACUGACCAGAGAGAUAGGAGCGUCCAGCUCACCUGGAUACCUGGAGACGAACACAACAGCCCUACACAGAAGUUCCUGGUCCAGUAUGAGGAUCUGCUCCACCAGGCUGGGGUGUGGCACAACCUGACAGAGGUGGAGGGCACCAAGACCACGGCCCACCUGGACCUGUCCCCCUACGUCUACUACUCCUUCAGGGUGCUGGCCAUGAACCAUGUGGGCCACAGCCAGCCCAGCCAGCCCUCCAGGCAGUACAGGACCAACCCUGCAGCUCCAGCUGAGAAUCCAACAGAUGUCCAAGGUGUUGGAACUGAACAUAAUAACUUAGUCAUCUCAUGGAAGGAGCUGACAGGCCUCCAGUCCAACGGGCCAGGACUACAGUACAAGGUGAACUGGAGACAGAAGGAUGUGGAGGAUGACUGGUCUUCUGAGACCGUGGCAAACGCCUCCAAGUAUGUGGUGUCAGGCACGCCCACUUUCGUACCCUACGAGGUCAAAGUUCAGGCGGUGAACGACUAUGGAAACGGACCAGCGCCUGAGACAGUGGUGGGAUACUCUGGAGAGGACGUGCCCAUGUCAGCCCCAGAGAGUGUCCAGGUGCUGGUUCAGAACGGGACGCUAGCAGAGGUUCACUGGGAGCCUGUCCUCACCCCCAUGGUCAGAGGACGGCUACAGGGCUACAAGGUGACCUACUGGCGUGAACGUAGCCUCCACCAGGCAGAGGGACAACAGGGGGAGCAGCAGGUGUUGGCCUUCAGUGGGAACAGGAGUGAGGGCAGACUACCAGGCCUCCAACCAUACAGCCUCUACACACUCAACAUCAGGGUGGUCAACGGCAAGGGAGAGGGGCCCCCCAGCCCCAACCAGAACUUUGAGACCCCAGAGGGAAUCCCCGGUCCUCCUUCCUUCCUGCGUAUAAAGAACCCCAACAUGGACUCUUUGACGCUGGAGUGGGGUCCUCCACAGGACAACAAUGGCCGUCUCACCGGAUACACACUGAAAUACCAGCCAGUCAACAACUCCAAUGAGCUUGGUCCCAUGGAGGAGAUGACGUUCCCAGCCAAUGAGACCACCAUAACCCUGGCCAACCUCAAGUACAGCACCCGCUACAAGUUUUACUUCAACGCUAAGACCAUCAAGGGCUCCGGCCCAACCAUCACAGAGGAGGCUGUCACUAUCAUGGAUGAAGAAGCAAUGAAAAGCAACCAGGUAGACCUAGCCACUCAGGGCUGGUUCAUAGGGCUGAUGUGUGCCAUCGCACUCCUCAUCCUCGUCCUCCUCAUCGUCUGCUUCAUCAAGAGGAACAAGGGAGGGAAAUACCCAGUGAAAGAAAAAGAGGACGCUCACCAAGACCCAGAGAUCCAGCCUAUGAAGGAGGAUGAUGGGACGUUUGGAGAGUACAGUGACACGGAGGACCACAAGCCUCUGAAGGGCAGCCGGACGCCGUCCAACGGCACGGUGAAGAGAGACGACAGUGAUGACAGCCUGGUGGACUAUGGCGAGGGAGGGGACGGCCAGUUCAACGAGGACGGAUCCUUUAUCGGCCAGUACAGCGGCAAGAAGGAGAAAGAUACACACGAGGGCAACGAGAGCUCCGAGGCCCCCUCGCCGGUCAACGCUAUGAACUCCUUUGUCUAGUUAGAUAGAUAGUGACCGAUAGCUGAUGGCGAUGCCAUGACGACCGGCUGCCAUGGAAACCAUCGCAAUGGUGACCUGACCUGUCACCAUGGAGACCAGUCACCAUAAGGACGUGUCACCAUGGAGACUCAUCACCGUGGAGACCUGUCACCGUGGCCACCCGUCACCAUGGCUACUUCUGUCACACCCUGUCAUCUCUCCACAGCCUGCCCGUCCUGCCAACUCCCCACCCCCCAUCACACUGUGACUACUCUCACCACCCUCACUAUCACAUGUUGAGACCAACAAACAACCAAACAGAAGAGACAUGAAAAGAAGAAGAAGAUGAACCUUAGAACCAUUUGAAAAAGUAGAAGGAGGGAUGUAGGAGCCCAGAAACAGAGAGAGAGAUAGAUGGAGAGAUGGAGGACAAGCAGGAAGCGGAGGAAUGUAUUCCAGGAGCAGACUGGGUUGGUUCUCAUCACCCAGACUGGUCCACAAAGAGCUGGAGAGGGCAUGUGUGUGUUAGUGCCAUUCUAUCUUUUGCAAACGUAUAUAUAAUGACAUAUAUAGAUCAUUGUCUUUUUGAAAACAAUUAUACACGUUAGAAUAUAUAUUUUCUCAACAUGCCAUUAUAUACAUUCAUCUGCUUCUGAUUAAUAUACUGCAUGGAAUUAAUGAUAUUCUAAACCAUCACACAUGGAAUCAUUACUAGUGUCUGGCGUGGAAGCAGAGCUUGACGUUGACUGACUGUCGGCGAUGACGCGGUGCUCACCUUAAACUACUGCUUAUGUCUUCUAUCACCUUACCUUUCUAUCUUCAAAAGGGUUCUAGUGGUAUUAUGAUACGGGAAAACAAUGGCAUCAUCAAUGUCUUUGUGGACAUUGCUGUGAAAAGUGUGACUCGGUGUAAAUGCUAUUGUGAUAUGUCUUUUUUGCAAGACAGGAGGUGUUUGUAUGUAUACUGUAAUAGCAGAUCUAUGGACUGGAUGGUCAGGUAUAACACAUUUAUAGUUUGUAACUCUUGAUAAUCAAUUCAGAAUAACUCUGACAGUCCUAGCCGCUCUCCAACGAUCCCACACUCACACAGACGUUGCAGUUUGUCUUCCUUUUGUUUUUCAAUUCUUGUUGUUGUUUAGUUGUUGUUGUUUAGUUGUCUUCCUUUCCACCAGACACAUGGUCUUGUUGCAGUGGCACUACUAUCCAUCAUGGAGAUUGGAACAGACCCAUCGUUCAUAUAGCUUCACCACACACUCAGCUGAGACUGCAUACAGCCUCUCUGAUCAUGGAACAAACAUUGAUCAACAUGUUGCCCUAUUCUAUAACAUGGCCACCACCCAGCAUAGUUCAACAGCAUUGCAUUUCCACUCUCCUGCCUUGUGUGCUGAACAUGCAGUGAGAGAGAGAGAGAGAGAGAGAGAGAGAGAGAGAGAGAGAGAGAGAGAGA